CCGCCCCCAGCGCCCGCCCCGCCCCAGCUGCCCGGCCCUACCCCGGUGUCAGCCCCCCUUCCCCGCUCCCUCCGCGGCGUCAUGUGGGUCUCGCCUCGCUCUGUGCUGCUCCUGCUGCUCAUGGGGGUCCUGCGCCAUGGCGGAGCCUCAGGUCUUCUUGAGCUCUCCUUGGGAAAAUUCAGAAAUGUGCUACUUAACCAGACCAAUCCUGUGGAGGCUGUAAUCAGGAACAUUGCCAGUAAUGUGACUGUGGUUAUUUUUCAAGUGCAUGCCCAGCAGAGUGAUGUGGUGAUAUCCUUUGAUAAGACCCCGUCAGUGAACAGCUCGGGAAUUGGGGUGGACAAAGGGCUGGUGUCCAUCCUUCGGCCUGAGCAGACCGUGUGUACGUGGUACCUGCGUGCCCUGGCUGCUGGCCAGGUGCUCAGCACCGCCAUCUCCAUUCCCUACAUGGAGAAAGAUCCUAUUCCUGGGGGCUGCAACCUAGAAUUUGACUUGGAAGUGGAUCCAAAUAUUUACUUGGACUACACAUUGGUUGAUAUACACAUCAAGUUUGCCCCUGCAAACUUGGGAUAUACCAGAGGAGCAAACCCCCCCUCCUGUGAUUCAGGGACGGGUCAGAGCUCCCGGUGGCGGCUGCGCUAUGAUGUGUACCAGUACUUCCUGCCCGAGAAUGACCUGUCCGAGAUGGUGCUCAUGAGCCACAUACGGAAAAUGUCUGGGGUGCAGAGUAUCAAAGCCAAUGGCAUUAAGAUGCUUACGCUGACAGCUGAUGACAAGACCAAUGUCUACUUCUCCUCACUUCCUGGGCAAGGUGUGAUCUACAACGUCAUAGUGUGGGAUCCUCUUUGGAACAGUUCUGCUGCAUACGUACCUGUGCAUACAUAUGCCUGCAGUUUUGCUGACCUGGUAGAUAACUGCUCUUCCCUCAGUAAACUCUCUACCAAAGUAUUCUUCACUGCUUUUGCUGUUCUUGGUCUUUUCACCUGCUUUUUUGGACACAGAUUCUGGAAAACAGACUUAUUCUUCAUGGGCUUCAUUGUCACAGCAUUUGUCUUCUUUGUAUUCAUUACCAGAGUAACUGGCCUUAAUUUUGAUGUGCGUCUUAUUUUGACAGCAGUGGCUGGAAUCAUUGGAGGCCUGCUCUUGGUUGUGAGCUGGUGGAGAUUUGGCUCUGUCCUGCUCAGCAUGUUUGUUAUUGGACUUGUGUUGGGAUUUCUCUUCUCCUCAACACUCUUCUUUACUCCCCUAGGAGACUACAGGGUCUUCCGUGAUGAUGUGGUGUUCUGGGUGACCUUUACUUGUGUAGCCUUGAUGAUUCCAGUGCUUUUUGUUGGCUGCCCAAGAAUUCUGAACAUCUUGGCUUCUGGAAUAGUGGGCUCUUACACUGUGGUCCUGGCCAUUGCUUGUUACGUCUACACAAGCCUUGCUUAUAUCACCUUAGACCUGCUCAGAAGGGUCCUCAACAAUUACUUCAGCAGAGCUUACACCAAUGUGCCUUUUCAAAGGAAUGACUUCAUCAUCCUGUCAGUGUGGGCAAUGCUGGCCCUCAGCGGAGUCACUGUGCAGCUCCGCCGGGAGAGGAGUGAGGUGCCCUUCCCACCACAUCCCUAUCUCACCUGGAAGAGGGAAAGAGAGCGUAGAAGCACCAAUGUCUUAGACCCCAGCCAUCAUAUCCCUCCCCUGAGAGAGAGGAUCCACAACAAGCUGCUGCAUAUCAAAGAGUUCUUCCAGAAAGACCAGCCAGCCGGGGAGAGAACGCCACUGCUUCUGUAACUUGCCAAAUAACUGGUGGGAAUGGAGAAGGGGAACUGGGAAUAGUGAGAUGAUUACUAGCAACCAGCCAGUGGUGCAGGAUUUACCACUGCUAAUUUGUCCUGCUGAAUAAGAGAUUGCUGCUUGGCAGAGCAGUUCACUGUCCAGUACACUACAUACUGUUUGUGACUCCUCUGUGGCACACUCUGCCUGCUGCAACCUGCUUGUGUCCAGCUGCAGAAUCCUGUACUCAUAGCCAAUGACAGGCAAUGAUCUUUUGGGGUCUACUUUGCUGUUUGGGUACGUGGAAUAUCAAACAGGCCUUGGAAAGCAACCUGCUGAUUGUUCCUUGCAGGUGGAAAUGUCUGCUGAGGCAGUGCCCAACUUGCUCCCAAGGGUGGGCAGCCUGUCCAGCUGUGAGGGGAGGGACAGGGACUGGACAUACAAGCAGUUCUUCCAGCAGGAACUGAGUAUCUCCUUCUAACAGGUACAAAACAUGUGGCUGCAGACACACUGGUUUCCAAGAAGUGUUACUGAACCUUGCAAGCUGAACUGAGUGACUUGAAUUGAAACUGCACUGAGUUAACUGUUGUACAUGUGCACUGUGGGGCUCGGGAACGGGGACUAAUCUGAGACAAGAAGACUUUUUCCUUUGCUUUUGGGUGAUUUUAUAGCAAGCCAGUCAUCUGGUCUCUGUGCAGAGAUGGCUGCUAAGAGAACACAACAGGCUUGUCUCCCUGUUUGCUUUCUGAACAGCCUGUGUCUUGUUUUUGCUCUGGUAUAGUAUCUUUUUUGAAGGUGCUGUCAUAAAAGAAAAAAAGUAAAUAAGCUCCCUGUAGCCAAUUGCAUUUUUUCCCCUGGAGUUGGCUGAAACACUAAUUAUUUAUUUUUAAUCAUCUUUUAAUUUUGCCUUUAAGGGGUGAAAACAGCAUUCAGCUAGCAAGAUACUGACCAGGAACCUAAGGAAUGUGUUCCUUACCUAUUUGAAUUGCAUCUGCCCAAAGCAGAAUGUAGUAUAAAAACAGAUGAGGGACCAAUCUCAUGUGGUGGCUUUAUGCUCUUCCUCAAAAUAAAAACCCCAAGAGCCAUUUUCAAAAUGUCAGCAGGAGCAAUGUGUUUUUGGCUCUUUCCAAAGAGACCUGAGGGUGUUUUACCUGUGCUUGUCCCUUGUGUCCUGUCCUGGUCUCCAGUGGGGGUCUGUCAUGCACUGCAAGAUGGCUCAAGCCUCACAUGCUGUACCUUGACACAGAGUAUGGUGACUCUUCCUCCUUCUCCCUGUGUCUGAACCUUCAGUGAGGGCACAGUCCUGCCUGUGUGAGGUGAGUGGCUGCUCAGAUGCCUGCAUGGAGCCUCCAUGAAGGGAGCGGAAGCUUAAGCUCUCAGCCACCCUUUUAAAUUCUUGGUAGGAAAUCUGUUAGAAACAGCUCUUUCUGAGGAAACUGGCAUGUUGGAAGUUAAAGCACCCUGGCAUAGACAGGAAUGAAUGACUUUUAAAUGGCUUUUCUCUAAGGAGUGAGAGCUCAAAGACAGUGUCCAAGGUGACCGAAUCCUUCUGAUGUUUAGAGACAAAUCCCAUCCUUGCUUGGAGCUGGACCAUCUGCCUCAAACAGCAAAGCAAGGCUGAAAUCCUGUGGUUUGUCUCUGGUUUCCCUGUUCUGUUGUGUGGCACAUGGAGUAAACAAGGAGCUCUUCCCUGGGUCUCUGCCCAUCCUCCCUGCACCCAUCCUGAGCAUGUCUCUGCCAUAUGUCAUGGCAGGCAGCUUCUGUGGUAUAGAAAUGCUCUUAAACAUGUUUACCUUGGUGGGUUUUUAUAACUGCUGCAAUUAACAUUGUGCAAGAAACAAGUUUAACUUUAAUUUUCUAUAUCUUUUAUAAUAAAGAUACCUUUUCAAAGAAUAUUGAAACUAAAGGGGUCUCUUUGAAUUCAAUGACGCUUUUACAGUUUAUCCUCAGCCUUUGAUCUUGUAUGGAGAGUUUGCUUUGAAAAAUUUCUUCUGGCCAAGGGCUGAGGUGAGGGAGCUUGCUGGCAUUGCAGUGACACCCAGAGGCUGAGAGUGUGGCAUGUUCUCUGUGCAGCCACUGAAGGAAGUGCGUGGUCCAGAGAGGCUUUUUGUUUUGAGAGCUUUGUCACAUGAGGCUCUGGAGAACAAAGAAAUGGUUGUCACCCCCUUCUUGCCUGAAAACUGGUCUGCAAGAUCACAUAGGAAUCUUCUAGCAGAAGUGGGCUUUGAACUCUUUUUGAGAUCCUGACUUGGCGAUUGUAUUUCCUUUUCUUGAUUCUGCCAAGAGACGGUUCAGGAAUUUUAUUCCACAGUCCGUAAGCCACAGUGAUUAACAGUGGUGAUGAUCAAAAUACAUUAACUGAUCCACUGCAGUGAUGAAGGGGUAUUUUCAAGUCUUUUUUUUGUGUACCCCUUAAAAUCCAGGGUCUGUUUAAGGUCUCUUUAAGAUCCUGUCCAGCACAAACCCCUCUAUGAUUCUGUGAUUCCCUUCUGUUCUUGCCUAGAGCUGUCCUUGAUCUGGAAAGGCUUCCAAAAAAGAGGGAACCCCUGCAGAAGAAUCAGUAGGCUCCAUCUCAAAAUGUGCAUUUUUCACUGAGCCUUGGAGCUUUUCAUCUCUCUGCCUUCUGACCUGUCAGCAGCUGUAGGUCUGCAGCGAUCUUGGCAGUGUUUUUUUGGGGUGAGCUUUAGUGGAACUUUGGUCCCUAGUUGGCUUAUCCAGUGCAGAGUCAGCCUAAGAAACACCGAGCCUUUGAGAAUGCAAGGUGAGUAUUGUGUUAGGUUAUUGUGUCCUUACUCAGGGGCAGGAAUGCACUGAUAUAUCCAGAUUUAUUUGGAUUUUGCCAGUGUCCAUCUGGUUGCCUUCCCCUCCCACAUCCUGGAUUAGUAGGCUCUGGUGUCUGAGUUUUCUCUGGAUACAACAGCUCCUAUAACACUUGUGUGUUCAACAGAUGCUUGUUGUUUAUUUUUUUUAUUGCUCUCAGAGCCUGUCUGCUCCAGCUCCCCAGCUCCAGGCAGCCAGGUGACUCCUGCUGAGCAUGAAGGGCUGUGUGCUUCCUUGCAUGCUGGGAGAAGUCAACUUCAAGCCAGAGCAAUAAACGAGCUCGUUUUGGGGGUGAGAGGGAGUGGCAGGAGAAGAGGGUUGUGUAAAACUUCCCUGCCUGCUUCAGAACUAGAUCUUCACAAAGCUGCCUCAUCAGAGAAAGCAUCAGUUCCAACUUUUCCAUCUUAUCUGGUGUAACAGCAAUUAUCUAAUAUGCUCCAAAUGAACCUGGAUUUGAUUUUUUUUUUAUCCCGAAUGCUGAGGGUGAGGGGAAAAGCUAUAUGCAGGAAGCAAAGAAGCACAGGUAGAGAACUGUAGGAGGAAGCUGCUGUUUGCUUAGCCAGGAAUGUAAUGAGUUGAAGAUAAGUCAUUUAAAAAUGUGUUUGCAGUGUUCCUGAAUGUAGUAUUGGAAAAGGGUGAUGCUGAUCACCCUGCAUCCACUGGUGUGCUGUGUUGAGCUUCCAAAAACUGUCUUCUCAAAACCAGCUCCACUGCUGCUCACUGCUGGAAGAGCCAGCCUCAGGUGUAUGGACUGAGGGAUUUCUGGUGCUGAGAAUACUGCAGAAAAGUCACUGUCUGCCAUUCUUCAAAAAAGUAAACCUUCACCUUGGGAAAUGGAAAGAGACUGCAGCUGGAGUUGGUGGGUUUCCCCACCAACUGUGGCUGUUCUCGGGCUGGUGCCUGAGGAGUGCUGCUUCUUCCAAGACUGCAGUGACAAAGUGUUUUCCUCCUUGCUGAGCAGUUGCUUAAGGCAGUUGUCAGGUGAGUGUUUUCUGAAUGUGGGAAAUAAGGAUAUUCCCUGAUACAAGGGCCACACUGGCUCCCAAUGUCUGGGGACAGGAUUGCAGGCAGCAGGAACUCAGUCUCUCCUCCCAUACAGUUCCUGUUCAGCCCCACUUAUGCUAAAUGGUCCAGAAGCAAAGGAAUGACUCGAUGUAGUUUUGCACACAGCAUCUACUACAAUCUAGAUUUAGUUGACUUGUGCUCUCUUAGCAGCUUGGCUGGAUAACAGGUGUCACAGAAGAACUGACAAAAAUUACAAAAUACUUGUCCAGAGAAGGUGUGGCUGCCCCAUCCUAGGGAGUGUCCAAGGCCAGGUUGGACAGGGCUUGGAGCAACCUGAGAUAGUGGAAGGUGUCCCUGCCCAUGACAGGAGGUAGCACAGGAGGAGCUUUAAGGUCUUACCUUCCCUCUGCCCUCAUGCUGUGAGCAGCACCACAGUGCUCUCCUGGCCAAAGUGAUGGCCGGUCAUGCCCCAGACCCUCAGACUCCAGGUUCUCCAAAAAAAACAAGUUCAGGUUUAACAUUCCAACAGAAGACUGGGAAAUCCCUCUUCUAACCAGAAAAAGUGCUUAAGGAAACUCCCUAAGCAUUUACACAGGGAUCCCAGUACAUGUAAUUCUGCAUGAAAACAGUGCCAUUAGUUCUGUAUUUUAACAAUCUUCUAAUCCCAUGUGCUUGCUAAAGAGCAAAUGCUGUUUGAAGCUUUCAGUUGUACAAA
Molecule: messenger RNA, 6295 nt
Organism: Motacilla alba alba
Lineage: Eukaryota; Metazoa; Chordata; Aves; Passeriformes; Motacillidae
Gene: TM7SF3
Product: transmembrane 7 superfamily member 3
Exons: 12
Coding region: 82-1773 (563 amino acids)
Source: RefSeq, a predicted model, not a curated record